Molecule: messenger RNA, 2939 nt
Organism: Aquila chrysaetos chrysaetos
Lineage: Eukaryota; Metazoa; Chordata; Aves; Accipitriformes; Accipitridae
Gene: NSG1
Product: neuronal vesicle trafficking associated 1
Exons: 5
Coding region: 395-952 (185 amino acids)
Biological process (GO): G protein-coupled dopamine receptor signaling pathway; clathrin coat assembly; endosomal transport
Cellular component (GO): membrane; endosome
Molecular function (GO): clathrin light chain binding
Source: RefSeq, a predicted model, not a curated record
CGGCGCGUCCCGUCCCGUCCUCCCGCCGCCGCCUCCUCCUCCUCCACCUGCUGCCGCUGCGCCAGUAGCCGGCUGGGGGGAGCCGCCCGCCUCAUCCCCGCGGGGCCCCUUUGUGCUGCUGCUGCUGCUCCAGAGCUGCCCUCAGCCAGGCGGCGGGUGCGUCACGGCCCAGGCGCUGCGGCCGCCCAGAGUCACCCCGCGGAGGGAGAGCCGCCGCCUCGCCCCCCCCCCCCCGCUCCGCCAUUGCUGCGCGGGCCGCGGCGGAACGACGCCUCGCCGCCCCCGAGGAAGGGCCGGGAGCCGCGGCGGUGAGUGGCGGGGCCGCUGUCUCGCACCUCGCCGUCCCUCGCGGAAGGGCCGGGAGCCGCGGAGAAAAUCCCUCUAUCCUGGAAGAAUGGUGAAACUGGGGAAUAAUUUCAGCGAGAAGAGCACAAAGCAGCCCCUUUUGGAGGAUGGAUUUGACACCAUCCCCCUGAUCACACCCCUAGAUGUCAAUCAGCUCCAGUUCCCACCUCCUGAUAAGGUUGUGGUCAAAACGAAAACAGAAUAUGAACCUGAUCGCAAGAAGGGAAAGUUCCGUACUCCUAAAAUAGCUGAAUUCACAAUCAGCAUCACUGAAGGGGUUUCAGAAAGAUUUAAGGUAACUGUGCUGGUCCUUUUUGCCCUUGCAUUCUUAACGUGUGUUGUAUUUCUGGUAGUCUACAAGGUUUACAAGUAUGAUCAUACCUGUCCAGAAGGAUUUGUUUUCAAGAAUAAUCAAUGCAUUCCAGCUGGGUUGGAAAACUACUACUCCGAGCAAGACUCCAGUGCUCGAGGGAAAUUUUACACAGUCAUAAACCACUACAAUCUGGCCAAACAAACCAUCACGCGCUCAGUGUCCCCAUGGAUGACAGUACUGUCAGAAGAGAAACUAUCUGAACAGGAGACUGAAGCCGCUGAGAAAUCAGCUUAGUAUGAUAAGCUAAUUAUUAACACUAUGUCAUUUGAAGGUAACUAAGGGACUUUAAGGAACUUUUCAUUAAAUAUAAUUAUGGAUAAUUUAGAGGUUACUCAUGUUUAUGGUGCAAUUGCUUCUGUUUGCUGAUACUGCUUUGCAAAAAAACCAAAAAAACUUGCUGCAGAACAUUCAUGGGCAUAAAACAAGGUGCAUAUCAGCAUUGCUUUAGAGCUUGGACACCAUUUUCAAUGUUAAAAAAAAAAAAUCCAAUGUUAGAUAUGUUCUUGCAGUUUAUUGGAUACUGACAGAUUUCUUCACUGGAUUUUUGGGGCUUGGACCUUAGAUAAAUCAUGUGUUCUGUUGUCUGAACUGAUACUUUAUUUAUUAAUUAUUUUAAUUCUUUGUCAUUUUGCAAACUGAAACACCCCAGCCAUAACUAGAGUGAUCUCUUGUUUAGCUGAAAGCUAUAUUAAAUAUUUAGUUUUGGCUCAAGCAAGAAUGAUAGUCAGCGUUGAUGUCAAGGGCAUAAUGUAAUGACUUGUAUGGAGAAAGAAACUGUCAGGUAGCAUUUUUCUUACAUUUUCUUUACUGUUGUUUAUUUGUAAGUGAUAAUGAAGUUCUCUGCAACAAGGCAUGCUCAAUGUUUUAUUAUUGCUGUCAACAGGAUUUAACUGCAUUUCCACUGUGGCUUUAGCAUCUUGGUAAGGAUGUGCACUGAAACACAAACUAGAUAGACAUUAUGGAAAAACACGGACAGUUUUAGUGAUUGAUGUUGAGGAAAGUGUAAAAAAUAUACAGUUCAGGAUGUUCUAACGAGAAAUGACAUCUUUUGAUCAUACUUGAGGCAGAAAGCCUAUUCAUAGUAGAUGUAGUCCAUUAUGUAAUCUGAUGGAUACAACCGAGGGAGUAAUAUGUCUAAAUUUUCUCUUCCAUUACAUUAACAUUUUCCUUUUUUAUUAAUUAGAGGUUUCAGUUUAUGUAUGGUUUGCAGUUUGAUACUUUUUAAAACACAGAGCAUCACAAGUAAAACAAUAGCAUAUUAGGUAACACAGCUGGCUGUUUUAAAGCUACAUGUGAACCAGAGUGAAGAGUAGAACUGUUUAUGUAUGGCUUGGGAGGGGAAAACACGUAGGAGAACAUAGUAUUGUGGAUGCACGUUAAAGUUCCAUUGUAAUUACAAACUUAUCUAUUCUUUGUGUGAAACCAUGUUUUCAUUUUUAUUAUAAAUCUUAAAUAUAUAUUACAAAAAAGACAUUAAUUUAACAGACAAAGUAAGUGUGUGAAACAUCUGGGCAAGCAAGUCACCUUUUUGUUCAUGUAACUUGAAUGGGACAAGGUGUAGUGGACAUGUCAAAAGUUCCUUUUUUUUUUUUUGGUAGAGACUAUACAAAAAUGAAGGGCAAACAUUGGUACGGGCUGUUUCUGAAGAUUGGUAGUAGAACAAACACGUUCAGCUCUACUUUUAUUUUUCUCCAGUAGAACUGCUUUAUCAGCAACCUUUUUUACCAAUACAGUAAAAAUAACCAUUAUUACUUAAUUCUCUAGGUUUGAUAUGAAAUGUGCAUUACACAGUGUAUCUGUAAAAGGCUUUUUAUUAAGUCAUUAUGGUAUGUGGAAUGCAUAAAAAGCAAUAAAUUAUGUGCCAAAUUUUUCUUUGCAUUUAAAAAUUUCAAGCUUAAGAUACUCAAAACAUACCAUGUUUGCAUUUUCUAAUAGGCAUAUGCUUCAGUGAGUGUAAUUAAUUCACAUGUAACUUUUGACAUUUUCACUCUGCAAAGUAAAGAAUAAGGAUGAUGCUGCUUGUUGCAUAUAAUGUAUAGAAAUGUACAUUUCAGAAGAGAGAUAGCAAAACACACAUUUCAUAUCAACAUAUUUACAGAGGACAUUCAGAUUUUACAGGAUGGAAAGAUCUGUUCCCCAAGACUGUCCUACAUAGAAGUGAUUCAUGAUACAUCUCCUCCCCUUAAAUUUAGGACAAUAAAAACUUUAAUGCACAAGUAAA